Messenger RNA from Meloidogyne enterolobii, 841 nucleotides. The record is from the annotation of a GenBank genome assembly. Lineage: Eukaryota; Metazoa; Nematoda; Chromadorea; Rhabditida; Meloidogynidae.
UUGAACGGUGAAGAGAAAAUGUAGAAGCAAAUUUCAAGUUUGUUUCAAGUUGAAUAACUAGGAGAAAAUAGGAAGGUCGUAGCAUAUGUGUUUGGCCGAGUGGAUUAGGGCGCAGGCUAACGGGUGGGGUAUUCGAAAUUAGGGGUAGGGUUCGAGUCCACCACUUGAAAACUUUUUAUUUUUUCUGUCUUUUUGUUUUAUUUUUCUCUAAAAAAUUAAAAAUAUCUUUCAAUCGGUAAAAAUAUUUUUUUAAUAUGACAGUGGACUAGAAUUAGUAAUUUAAUUGAAUUAAACACAAAUAAUCCGUUAAAUUCUACUCAACUUCUGUUAAAUCUUUUUAAAAUUAAUUUGAUUGAUUUUUAUAGUAAGACGUCGGAUCCUUUAAUUAUUCGAACGGGUAAUCUACAAAAAAUUUUAAGGCGCUUGUUAUCGGUUUUUUACUUUCUAAUUUUUCACCGCAAAAUUUUUGGCACCAAACAGUCCAUUUUUGUUGAACACUCAAAUUUUCGCACUGAAACAGUCGUAUAAAUGUACUUUGGUUACUAUAAAAGCCCAAUUUUAUCUCACUCGUUCUCCCCCCUCUCAAUUGUGACCAAAACCUUUUUCGUAUUCUUCAAGAAUUAUGUUCGCUUUUGCUGGAGUGUAUGUCCCGUUAUUGUUUCAUUUGUUUCUCCUUUCAUCCUCCCAAGUCAACACGGUUGUGAACUACAAUGUAAACAACAACAACAGUACCGAGCCUGUUUUAACAACAGAAUCUUCAAGUUCUGUUGAUGGUGGUAUUCAAAGUACGACGACUGAAUGGGAAGAAGAAGAUGGUAAGGUGAUGGGGGGUUUCAACUAG